Saxophila tyrrhenica is the source of this 2823-nucleotide messenger RNA. RefSeq names its product Phosphatidylinositol (PI) 3-kinase (gene VPS34). Gene Ontology annotation, cellular component: phosphatidylinositol 3-kinase complex, class III, type II; peroxisome; phagophore assembly site. Lineage: Eukaryota; Fungi; Ascomycota; Dothideomycetes; Mycosphaerellales; Extremaceae. The record is from RefSeq and is a predicted model, not a curated record. The transcript is spliced from 2 exons. Bases 1 to 2823 code for a protein of 940 amino acids. Gene Ontology annotation, biological process: phosphatidylinositol-3-phosphate biosynthetic process; autophagosome assembly; phosphatidylinositol-mediated signaling. Gene Ontology annotation, molecular function: 1-phosphatidylinositol-3-kinase activity.
AUGGAGCCCUUCACAUUCGCCAGCUCAUCAGAGCUGCAUCUUGCGGUAGCAGUGAAGGUCAACCGCCUUGAAGGGCAGGAGAAGCCACUGCCAUACUCCACCCUCCUCAAGCGCCCCGACCUCCGCCAUAGAGGUAGCAACUUGAGCCCAAACUCCGAGCUAUACGUGACGGUUCAGCCAUUCGCCGACUCGAAGCCGCUUACCGUCCACUCGCAGACGGCAUACAAGCACUUCAAGAGUGGCCGAACAUGGAACCAGUGGCUCAGUCUGCCACUCGAGUACAGUACGCUGCCAGCUAACACCCAGCUCGCUAUCACCGUCUGGGAUCUAUCGCCUAUCAACCCGAAAGGCGGGGACAGGAACCACCACAUUCCAUUUGGAGGCACGACGAUACCAUUGUUUGACGAUGAUGCAACGCUGCGGACGGGACGGCAGAAAUGCAAGAUCUGGCGGCACAAGGCUGCAGAUGGCUUCUCGGUCAGUACUACGCCCUGGCGGGAACCACGGAAGCGUGGCAGGAGAGAACAGCAGGAGGAGAUGGUUCUGGUUGAUGAGAAGCAGAGUAGGAGAGAUGCUGAGCUCGAGCGGCUGGUGGGCCUCAUGAAGCAGCAUGAAAUGGGCGACAUUACGGAGAACAAGUGGUUGGAUCAGAUGGUGUUCCGGCAGAUCGAGAAGCUCGAACGACAGCAGGUCAAGGACUCUACGCGGCCGAAGCAUACAUCUCAGACAAAGCAGAACGGAGAGACCAAGACUGAUGGCGAAGCUCCGCUAUGCGCUGAAGGCGAUCCUGACCACGUCGAUGGCAGCUUCUUCCUCUACCUCGAGUUUCCACGGUUUGACCAUCCCAUAAUAUUCACUGACCACGAAUACCCACCUCCGCCCAUCUCAGCCACUCAGACGGCAACUGCGCAGACAACAGGAGCGGUCAACUUCAAGCCACCACCAGAAGUUCAGCUGGGACCGGGCAUCCAGUCAGACUCCAACGGCGCGAGUGAUACAGAUGGCGGUACUCGACUCAUCGGCAUCUACGAUCCGGAGGUUGGCUACGCGGACAAUCCAGCAGAAGCCAAGCAUCGAAGACUCAUCCGUGGCCAGCGAAAUGCGCUCGAUCGUGACCUAAAGCCUAAUCCGAAGAUGCGUGACUUCUUGAACAAGGUCAUGUCGUAUGGCCCAACUGUCGAGCUUAACGAUAAGGAGAAGGAUGAAGUCUGGCGCUUCCGUCAUCAUCUGACUCGAGAGAAGAGAGCGUUGACGAAGCUGGUGAAAUCGGUCAACUGGAAUGAGCCGACUGAGAGUCAACAGGCUAUUGCUCUGCUGCCAAAGUGGGCAGAGAUAGAUGUCGAUGAUGCUCUGGAGCUUCUUGGACCAGGUGUACGCAACUCAACUGUGAGAGCAUACGCUGUCGACCGGCUGCGCAAAGCGGACGACGAGGAGCUACUUCUGUAUCUGUUACAGCUGGUGCAGGCGCUGAAGUUCGAGCCACAGCGAGCAAAAGAUGAGGUUGAAGACCAUAUCGAUUCAUCGCUGGCCUCCUUCCUCAUCGUCCGGUCGGCGGCAAAUCUCAAGCUUGGCAACUUCCUGCACUGGUACCUUAUGGUCGAGCUGGACGACGAAGCCACUACCAAGACCGCCGAAAAGAACAAGAAGCUCUUCGCUCGCGUGAGCUACGACUUCAUGAAAGAGCUCGAGGCCACACCAGACGGCCAGGAGCGACGAAAAGUGCUCCUCCGACAAGGCGAGUUCAUCACCGUCCUCAGCAAACUAAGCAAAGACAUCCGCAACUCCCGCGCCGACCGCAUGAAGAAGAUCGAGCACUUCAAAAAACUCCUCUCCGAUCCGAAGAACGACCUCGUCACCUUCACCCCACCCCUUCCCCUCCCUCUCGACCCCGAAGUCGAAGCCUCCGGCAUCCUCACCGACGACAGCUCCGUCUUCAAGUCCUCCCUCUUCCCCCUCUACCUCAACUUCACCACCGCAGCCGGCACCACCUACCCCCUCAUGUUCAAGACCGGCGACGACCUCCGCCAAGACCAACUCGUUGUCCAAAUCAUCGCGCUGAUGGACCGCCUCCUCCUAAACGAAAACCUCGACCUCAAACUCACACCCUACCGCAUCCUCGCCACCUCCACCCUGGCAGGCGCCAUCCAGUUCAUCCCCUCCACCCCCUUAUCUGCAAUCCUCUCCAACACCCCCAAGUACAAAAACUCCAUCCUCGGCUUCCUCCGCCACCACAAUCCCGCUACCCCCGGCUCAUCGUCCGUGCUAGGGGUGAGGAAAGACGCAAUGGACAACUACGUCAAAUCCGUCGCCGGCUACUGCGUCAUCACCUACCUCCUCGGGGUCGGGGACCGCCAUCUCGAUAACUUGCUGCUCUCGCCCGAAGGAAGGUUCUUCCACAUCGAUUUCGGAUAUAUUCUCGGCCGGGACCCGAAGCCGAUGGCCCCGCUGAUGAAGUUGAGUCGGGAGAUGAUUGAGGGGAUGGGCGGGGAUACGGGGGAAGGGCAGUUUGCGGUGUUUAAACAGUAUUGUUUUACUGCUUUCUCUACACUGCGGCGGUCAUCGUCGCUGAUACUGAACCUGUUCGCGCUUAUGCAAGAUGCCAGCAUACCAGGUUUGAAAGGUUUCGAUGCCGACGGCGGCCCCAGUGGGACAGGGGCUGUGGGUUUGGGACCGGUGAGGAAGGUGGAGGAGCGGUUUAAGUUGGAGAUGGGGGAGGAGGAGGCGCUGGGGUUUCUGGGGCAGUUGAUUGAGAGGGAGGUGGGGGCUUGGGGGGGUGUUUUGAUUGAUAAGUUGCAUGGGUUUACUCAGGGGUGGCGGACUUGA